AUGGCACUACGAUUCGACCCAGAGUACCAAGCCGCCAUCGCCGCCAGAGACAGCGGCGGAGGAGGUCCCGCCCCGCCAGCGCCAUUCAAAGACGUCUUUGAGCUCCGCGCCUUCUCGGAACCUAUGCUUCGCACCGUUCUCCGCGCGCAGCCGGCGCCGGAAAACGUCCUCGAGACCCGGAUCCCGUUCCCCUCGCACGACGGACAAGAGGUCGGGCUCUACCGCUUCGCCACCCAGGAGAUGAUUGACAGCCCCGAACCCCUGGCCGCCGUGGUUUACGUCCACGGCGGCGGCAUGGUCUCGUGCGAUGUGGAUAUCUUCAGCCCGCAGAUUAAGCGGUUCGUCGAGAUGGUGGGGAUGCCGUUCUUUGCGGUCGAUUAUCGGCUUGCGCCUGAGUUCCCUGAUGGGCUCGGCGCUGAGGACGUGUAUUUUGGGUUGAAGUACCUGUCGGAGCACGCUGCGCGUUGGAACGUCGAUAACGGCAACAUCGCCAUCAUGGGCGACUCAGCUGGCGGCGGGCUCGCUGCAGGCGCGACGUUGAUGGCGAGGGAUAGGAGCCUGCAGCCGCCGUUGCGGAAGCAGGUUCUCGUAUACCCUAUGCUCGACGACCGCACCUCCGUGCCCGAGAAGGCUACAAUUUACCCCUUGUUAUCGUGGAAGGCGCACGACAGCGUGCUCGCGUGGCGGGCGGUGUUGGGGGAUAAAGCUGGGGACCCGCGGCCCUCCGCGGCGGAGGCCGGGAUCUCGUUGUAUGCUGCGCCGGGGCGGGCUUCGGUGGAGGAGUUGAGGGGACUGCCGAGGACGUAUGUUGAUGUGGGCGGGUUGGAUUUGUUUCGAGAUGAGUGUGUUAAUUUUGUGAGGAGGCUUUGUGAGGCUGAGGUGGAGGUUGAGUUUCACCUGUGGCCUGGGUUGCCGCAUGGGUUUGAGAGUGCGCCUGGGAUUGGGUGGGUUAAGAGGGCUUUGGAGGCGAGGAAUGAUGCGCUGAGGAGGGUUUGA
Messenger RNA from Colletotrichum phormii, 996 nucleotides. Its product is annotated as Alpha/Beta hydrolase protein. The transcript has a single exon. The record is from RefSeq and is a predicted model, not a curated record. Bases 1 to 996 code for a protein of 331 amino acids. NCBI's taxonomy places the organism in Eukaryota, Fungi, Ascomycota, Sordariomycetes, Glomerellales, Glomerellaceae. Gene Ontology annotation, molecular function: lipase activity.